AUGUACGCGACACCACACGGUUCGUUUGCGGAACACGGCGGCAGCUCGUUUGCUGAGGGAGAUGGGACGAUAUACACGGCGACAUACUCAGGGAUUGAUGUGCUGGAGACCGUUGUGAGAGGGAUCUCGGUGAUGAGAAGGCGUAACGACUCGAGCUUCAACGCUACGCAGAUCUUGAAAGUUGCCGGUGUUGAUAAGACGAAGAGAACCAGGAUACUGGAGAAGGAGGUGCACACGGGAACACACGAGAAGGUACAAGGUGGGUAUGGUAAAUUCCAAGGGACCUGGAUUCCCUACGACCGUGCGGUGGCACUUUCGCAGCAGUAUGGUGUUUAUGAGGACUUGAAGCCGCUCUUCUUGUUCAACGUGUCAAAGUGUGACGGUGCUGAAACGCCAACAAAGGAACAGGCCAUUGCCCAAAAGAAGAAGUCGGCCACGGCAAUAUCAAGAGGCAACAGCUUCUAUGCAUCAAUGUCAAGAAAGCCCUCAAAUCUGGGAAGGUCAUAUUCAGUAUUGACCAACGCGGACGAGGAUAAUGGCCAUGUUGACGAUGAUGAGUCGCCUGGGAAGAAGCAAAAGUUAGAGAAUGGCGAAUCUGUUGCACUAUACAACAACAAUGGGAAUAACAAUGGGUCAAUUGCCGCUUCUGAUAAUGCCAUGGUUAUUUAUAACCAUGAUCUGGAUAUCGAGAAUCCAAAUGCCCCAUUCACUUUACCUCCAUUAUCAGGAUUCAUACCUGAAUUUGAACAUUCCAAGGAGAUUAUCACCCAAGUUUUUCUUUCACCCGAGGUUGACUCCCUAGCAGAGGCAGUUGGUGGUGAAUCCACACUUGUCGAUGUUAACUUGGAUGUUGCAAUUGACGAACUGGGACAUACCGCAUUGCAUUGGGCUUCUGCGCUGGCUCGUAUUAGCAUAGUGAGAGACCUGGUGCGUCGUGGUAGUGUAAGAAUAAGGGGAAAUAACCAAGGAGAAUCUCCGCUGAUAAGAGCUGUAUUGGUGACAAAUAACUAUGACCAAAGUUCCUUUUCAGAGUUGUUAGACUUGUUAUACCCGUGUAUCCCACUGUUGGAUCACCAACAUCGUUCUGUGUUGCACCACAUUGCACUCACAGCGGGGAUCAAGAGAAGAAGUGCUGCAAGUAGAUACUAUUUGGAAACGCUGCUGGAAUGGAUAGUGAAAAUCGGUUCUUCUUUGCCAAAAGGUUCUAUAACCUUGGGUAAAUUCAUGAGUGAUAUUGUCAAUGCACAAGAUAAGAAUGGUGACACAUGUUUGAACAUUGCUGCAAGAAUAGGAAACAAGGCAAUUGUACAACAACUGUUUGAUAUUGGUGCGGACCCUUCGAUACCGAACAAGGCUGGCUUGAGACCAGUGGAUUUUGGUAUCACUGUGAAUGGGCUUAACGCGUCCAGUGUUAAAUCUCUGCAACAGAACCAGAGUAAGACGUACAGCAAUCCAAAAUUAGUACCUCAACAGAGUAGUGGGAAGAUCCUCGAGUCUAUGAAACAAGUCUUGAACAGGCUAGACUCUGAUUUCAAGAAUGAGAUUGCAGAGAAACAGAAGACUAUUGAUGAUCUACACACAAAGCUUCGUAUUGCUACGACCAAGUUAUCAGAAUCUCGUAAGAAUCUAGAAACUUUGAAAGAGUCUGAGAUUAAAUCGAGUGAGUACAAACAAAAGAUUUCCAACCUUGAUAGGGCAACUGCAGAGGAAGAACAAAGAUUCCUUGACCAAACCACGGAGCUAGGAUCCAUUGGCAAUUAUGACGUUGAUUUUGAUGCGGAUGAACCAUUCAGGGUGUUACCUGUUUAUAACGCUAUCAUGGAACAAGUUGAAAGACAAGGAAACAACAAGACUUCAUUAGAUGAUAUCAAGAUCGAUCCAUCGCAUAUAAACGUCAACGAAUUACCGCCAGUGGCGGUGUUGCAGGCGAGAGUCAGAGCAUAUAAGGCGAACGAGUCCAAGCUGAAACAGGUUAUUAACGAGUUAAACGAGAAUUCGAAAGCACUUGAGAAUAAAUUCCGUCGUGUUGUUGCUCUUUGUACCGGUGUACCUGAGGAUAAGAUCGACACCAUAUUGGAUGGGCUGGUACAGGCCGUUGAGAGCGAUCCAGAUGAGGUUGAUAUGGGGAGAGUCGUUGGAUUCCUCAAGAAAGUUGACGAUAAACAUGACGUAUGA
Molecule: messenger RNA, 2175 nt
Organism: Williopsis jadinii
Lineage: Eukaryota; Fungi; Ascomycota; Saccharomycetes; Phaffomycetales; Wickerhamomycetaceae
Gene: SWI6
Product: transcriptional regulator SWI6
Exons: 1
Coding region: 1-2175 (724 amino acids)
Cellular component (GO): SBF transcription complex; MBF transcription complex
Molecular function (GO): transcription coactivator activity; protein binding; DNA binding
Source: RefSeq, a predicted model, not a curated record